AUGACGGUGUCCCAUUACCUACACAAUGUGAAGUUGAUGGACAGCACCAUUUCAUGCCCGAACUCUCGACUCCGCAGUCUAGCAGGUCGUUGGGACAGGACAGUGCUCGUAACGCUGCGGUGCCGAGGAAGUCUGCACGACCGUGCCUCUACGGCCGUCGCCAUCGCGGAGAAGAAGAAGGAGACCGCAAGUUUGCUAGUGGAAACCAUGAAGGCGGGAGACACGAGUGAGGGUUCGUGGAAGGAUAGCUUCUUCAAGCCACAACGCCGUCCUCCAGCCGGAAAUGGAGGGUUGUACCAGGCGGCCAUUGGACAAAAGGCUUCUCUUGGCAAUCAUUGGAACCCCUCGAUCUUCGAGUGGUCACUGGUAAACCUGUUCUCCCUUGCGUUUGCGGCUGAACCUGCUGCCAAGAGAAAGGUUGAUCGCCUCCCUACAUACCGAGCUCAAGUGCAACGAUAUCCAUCUCAAAGAAACCAACAAUCGACUGUUAGCGGGAAAGCUCGUGCAGACGCCGUGGAGACUCGACAUGUGGACCGGACCGACACCUUAAACCCCCUCCCCAGCAAAAAAGCCUAUCCAGUUCUGGCUAUCCCCGUCGAUUCUCGGCAUCACAUAAGUGUCUAUUCCCGGCAAGAAUUUGGAACGCAGUAA
Messenger RNA from Tricharina praecox, 651 nucleotides. RefSeq lists its product as uncharacterized. The transcript has 5 exons. The record is from RefSeq and is a predicted model, not a curated record. Bases 1 to 651 code for a protein of 216 amino acids. NCBI's taxonomy places the organism in Eukaryota, Fungi, Ascomycota, Pezizomycetes, Pezizales, Pyronemataceae.